UAGGUGGUUGUUCAGUUAUACAUUAACCCCUGAAGUAUAAGGAAACAAGGUCUUCAUAGCAAAGAGAACAAAACAGCUCUCAAAGCAUCUGUUGUGGAAUGCAAAGAUUUACAUCACUUUGGAGAAAAGCAUCUGCUAAAUGAGUAAAUGUAAAUGUAACGUGAAAGGAUCAUUAUUUUGUAGACGUACUGCAACUAUUUUGAAGGAUGAAACCAAAUAUUUCAGCCGUAUUUUUAGUGUCUUGUCAGUUGGUCUUUUUUGCAUGCAGCUUGCUCACAGGUGAUGUGAGACUGGUGAAUGGACCGCACAAUUGCACUGGAGAUGUGCAAAUCCUCAGAGAUGGAUCUUGGACAUACCUUUAUCCAUGCAGUAACUACAGUCCAGCACUUGUAUGCAGCCAGCUGGGAUGUGGGAAUCCUGUGUCGUUUUUGUAUACUGAGACUGGAAGAAACACCUCGCAAGUCAACUGCGCUCAGAAUGCGAGCGCCUUCACGGACUGUGGGAUUAGUGGAACAUGUCCUGAUUGUGCUUAUGAUUUGGUGUCCUGUUCAGGUUACGUCCAGCUGGUCAAUGGCUCACGUGAGUGCAGUGGGACAGUGGAAGUGUUCUACAAUGGCCAGUGGGCUUCUCUGUAUGACAUUGGGUGGUCAACAAAUCAAUCAAACCUUGUGUGCAGUCAGGUGGGAUGUGGGCAGCAACAGGGUUCUGGAAGCUCUGAGACCUCUGGAUAUGCCCUGAAGACUGUCUGUUCUGGGAAUGAAUUCUCCCUGACAUCUUGUUCCUUCCAAGAAUGCCCUAGCUGUGCUGCCAACAGCUCCAAAUCAGUGAGCGUGGAAUGUUCGGGUAAUGUGAAGCUGGUGAAUGGACCAGACCGCUGCUCUGGAGCGGUACAGUACUUCUAUAAUGGAUCCUGGGUGUACCUUAAUUUAUCUCCGAAUGGACCAGAUCUCAUCUGCCAACAGCUGGGAUGUGGACUUUCAGCAAGUGUGGCGAAUAUAAGCACGGCACCUGUUUUGUAUGUUUGGUGCAAGGGAACAGAAUCAUCACUGAAGGACUGUAGAAUUUAUUCUGGCAUCUCGUCUGACAACUACAUGGUGGUGAAUUGUUCAGCCUGCACCCAGGACUGUUCAGUCUGUGGUUUAAAUUCUACUUGUAAGAACACAAGUGGUUGUGACUGUUUCUGCAUAGAUGGAUACAUUCCUUCUGAUCCAGUGUGGCAAAUGGGGAAAACCAAGUGUAAUUCUUUUACCAAGGAACUGAGUUCAUUCAACAAUUCAAAUAUAUUGCAGGGUCUACUUCAUUACUUAAAUAAUAUGAAUUCAAAUACUGCAAUCUCAGAGGGGAUAGCAAGCAACUAUUUAACUGUGGCAUUUCAAAGUUAUAACUCCUCAAGCCAAAAAAACACAACAAUCGAUAACAUUCAAGUAGCUGAUACACUUAUGAAGAUCUCAGAAAAAGUGGCGUCUCUUUUAAUUAAUACUGAAGUAACAUGUUUAAAUAAAACUGUGAAAACAGAUGAUCUAGAGCUCCAAGUAAUUUCAGUCGGAAAAGAUAAACCAUUUCCUCCACUGAUGGCUGGUGGGAAUGAAAUGCAACUAGGUGACAUUCCAAAACAAUAUUCGGGUUCAGUCGUUGCAAUAUUUGUAUCGUACACUGGAAUGGACAAACUCUUGGCCAAUAAUGAGACUGAGAUCGAUUCAGAUGUUGUAACUGGACUUUUGAAAGAAAAACCAUCAAUGAAUAUUCUUCCUCUCACAAACCCUGUCAUUUUUACCCUAAAACACACAAAGAUGAAACCAAAAAACAAAACUGUGACCUGCGUCUACUGGGAUGACACGGGAGUGGACAAACACUGGACCGAAUCUGGGUGCACAGCAAUAUUAAGAAGUGAGAAUUUCACAAAGUGCAGCUGCACUCAUCUUUCCACCUUUGCCCUUAUUCUACAGCUGCAUGAUGAAAACCAGGAGAAUGAACUUCUCUCAAUGAUAAGCAAAAUAUUUGAAAUAAUAGGUCUGGUAUUCCUUGCCUUGGAUAUUAUCAUCAUUGCUCUCACGUAUCGGGCAACAAAGGUUGACAACACAUCUCACCUCAACCUCUGCAUCUCCCUGUUUGUGGCUCAUCUGCUGUUCCUGACUGGUGCAGACAAAACACAGAAUAAGAUUUUGUGUUCAGCUAUUGCUGUGGCACUGCACUUCUUCUUCCUGGCCAGCUUUGUGUGGAUGUUUCUGGAGGCAGUUCAGCUGUUCAUGCUGAUGAAGAGGCUGAAAAAAGUGAUGGUCCUCAGGAAACAGGGUCUAGCCUGCGGAUACCUGCUGCUGAUUGGCUACUUUGUCCCUGCAAUUAUUGUCUCCGUGUCAGCAAGUCUAUGCUUCUCUGGCUAUGGGAAUGAAAACGUAUGCUGGUUGAACAUCGACCAAGGUUAUAGAUGGAUUUUUCUUGGACCAGUAAUUUCCAUACUUUGUGCAAAUUUUAUUUUAUUUUUCAUAAUUAUGUGGAAUCUUAGUUCGCUUCUCAGGCUGACUGAGAUGGAAAUGUCAACUGUGAAAGACACCAGGAUGCUGAUUCUGAAAAGCUGUUUUCAGUUUGUCAUUCUGGGCUGCAGCUGGAUCCUUGGUUUCAUCCCAGAAGAGAUAUUUUCUGUCCUGUUCGUUGUGAUCAAUUCUCAGCAGGGGACUUUUAUCUUCAUUGUCUAUUGCCUCUUUAACAUGCAGGUGAGAGAACAGCUCAGACAGUGGUUUGUAUGCUUUGCAAAGAAGCAAGAAGAUGCUUCAGCUAAAUCAUUAUCGACAACAUAAAAUUGUUGACAUAUUGAUGUUCUGAAGGGAGAAAAGUUGAAGAAAGCUGAAAAGAACAUGUACAACUAGAUAAUGUUAGACCGUUUUGAAUCUUGUCACUAUUUCAGACAAUUUUGCAGCCUUGGGACUGGAGUAGGAGAUUUCCUUUGGUUUGGGGUAAUGGUGGUAUAAAUAAAUCUUUUCUAGUUUUUCUGCCUGUUUUUUUUUUUUUUUUUAAAAGAAUUAGCUGUUGCUUUAGAUACAGGUUAUGUGCUAUGCAGAAAAAUGAAGAGAGUAUAAGAUGAAGCACAUCCUGGAUAGGACAUGAAAAAGUACACAGUCUUUGUGCCUAAAAGUCAAAAAUCCUUCUGAAUAGAUGUUAGAAAUAGAACAACCUGCUCCAUACCCUGCAUUUCAAGCUCAGUUGUUUAUUCUGUAU
Molecule: messenger RNA, 3213 nt
Organism: Scleropages formosus (Asian bonytongue)
Lineage: Eukaryota; Metazoa; Chordata; Actinopteri; Osteoglossiformes; Osteoglossidae
Product: adhesion G protein-coupled receptor E3-like
Exons: 18
Coding region: 207-2795 (862 amino acids)
Biological process (GO): cell surface receptor signaling pathway; G protein-coupled receptor signaling pathway
Cellular component (GO): plasma membrane
Molecular function (GO): G protein-coupled receptor activity
Source: RefSeq, a predicted model, not a curated record